This is a messenger RNA of Stegostoma tigrinum, 2394 nucleotides long. Its product is annotated as KIAA1191 ortholog. The record is from RefSeq and is a predicted model, not a curated record. The transcript is spliced from 8 exons. The coding region runs from base 315 to 1244 and encodes 309 amino acids. Lineage: Eukaryota; Metazoa; Chordata; Chondrichthyes; Orectolobiformes; Stegostomatidae. Gene Ontology annotation, cellular component: cytoplasm.
CGGGCGUAACAUUAUAAAAGGCCGGGUCAAGGUGCUCUUUGUGCCGUGAUUCGUGGUGGAGUUGUUUUUGUUUCGUUGAAGACGUGCUGCGGGCGGAGGACAAAAAAAAUACCUCUGGCACACACAAGGCAGCACAACCCCCACCCCGAUCUCCGCCGUUUCAUGUGAGCCCCUCAGGCGCUGAAAGCCGCAGUAUGUUUCAAUGUAAUAGGCUUAAGGCCUGGGGAGGCCUGCACCCAGUGAUGCUGUUGCUGCGGUGAAGCGAAUCUAAAACGUUUCCUUGAGGCUGGGAAGCUCAUGGUCAAAUCGCUGUGAUGGCUUCGAAUGAACAUAAUCCUGCUAUCGAGCAUCCUUCGAGCUUACUGGGAAAGCUGUCCCUGCCCAUUGGGAUGCACCGUAGGGCAUUCAGUUAUGAUGACGCCUUAGAAGAUAUAGCGCCAGUGACACCCCCUCCCCCUGAUAUGGGAAGCAAUAUACUGUGGAAACAGCCUGUUAUUCCAGAGCGAAAAUAUCAACAAUUAGCAAUGGUGGAAGAUGGAGAAAAUGUUUCAUCUUCAAUCACCGCUCCAUCAGCUGAAAGCCAGAGCAAAGUCAAUGUGGUGAAAGCCAAAGCAACUUCUGUCAUCAUGAACUCCCUUAUGACAAAGCAGACACAGGAAAGCAUACAGCGAUUUGAGAAGCAGGCUGGUCUGACAGACGCUGGUUACCAACCACACAAGGGCCUUGUUGCAGAAGAAGCCAGCUAUCACCGUGUUGGGGAAGCUUUACAGAAAUUCAAAAUACAGAAUGUGGAAUCAAAAAAAGAAGAGCAGCAGAUAUCCACUUCAGCUCAGUCAACACCCACUGGGACUCCACAGGCCUCUCCAAUGCCAAAUCGCAGAUAUUUGUUUGGCCAAGGAGCGACGACUUCUGAUUUGAGCAGUAGGAGUCUGGAUGGAGAUUCUUCUAUAUUUGCCAGUGACUCCACUGCAGCUGAAAAAUGGAGACCUUUCAUGCUUACGCAGAAUUUCAGAACAAAUGAAUCAGGUGCCUUUGCUAUUCAAAGUUACAAAGGCUUGCAAAAACCUUCCCCUAUGGACAUCAUGCGCACUCAGGGCACUGCUACUCAGAUAGCAGAAGAUCAUGCAAAUUUAAAACCCCCCAAUAUGGAAAUACCUGUGCCUGAAGGACAGAAAAAGCAGUCUGUGCGUACCCAUGUUGUGAAGCCCAGAGAUGUGAACGUCUUUGCUCCUAUAGGCUUUUAAUACAUUGUACCAUUUUUUCUUUAGCGUUGGCUGUUUGAGAACCUUUAACUUCCUCCUUAUCCAUGAGAUCUUUAUCCUGUCUCACUACCCUUAUUCUUAAGAUUUUACUUUUAAAAUGAGGGAAGAAAUUAGCAGAGAAGGAAGAGAAGUUUGAGUUCUGUUGUAGAAUCAGAGCCUGUUUGGAAUACUUAAAAUUUGCAAUGCUCAUUUGCACCAAAAAAGCUUGGGUUGCGACAUUUCUGUAGCCUUUACCAUCUUUACUGCCCCACAGCAAAAAAAAACACUUGCAGCCAAGUUGGGGAAAAAGCCUUGGUGUUGUGAUGUGUGCUGAGGUUUCUGGUUAAGAUCCGUGUGCUGAGGUUUCUGGUUAAGAUCCACACUCUCUCGCAAGCUUGGUUUUGUAUGCAAAAACACGGUGCUGGAAAAACUCAGCAAGGCUGCCAGCAUCUGAAGAGAAAUCGGACUUAAUGUUUUUUGGCUCUGGAGACCCUCCUUCACUUUGUUUUUGUUGCUGAUUUACUGCAUUCACCAUUCUAUUGGUAUUGAUUUCAUAUAGCCUUGUUGUAGAGAUGUGACUAACAAAGUGUUAGGGAAUGUACUCCUGUUCCUGAGGUCAGGAGAAACAUUGAGAGAGCACAUAAUACUAAAGAGCCACGUGUAUACCUCUAUUUAUGGAAUUGUACCAUAGUUAAAUAAACUCAUGUACCUAAUUCUGUGACUAUAUUUCAGGCUUCUCUUUUUUCAAUUUGGCAUAUGUUGUGAACCAUUUUGUAAUGGAGACUAAACAGAUUUGCUGACCAAAGGUGUAUUAUGGUCAGCCUUUAUAAUUUAAUGCAUUUUUAAAAGACAUUAAGAAUGAAUAACUUUAUACAAAUCAGGCAGAAACUGUAAAUUGCAAAUCUAGUUUUUUAAAUAACUGGUACAAAUUGACUUGAUUUUCCUUUUGUAUCCAGAUGUGUUGCUAAAGGUUUUUGUAAUAUUGUGCAUUUGAUUUGUUCAUUUUUUUUUUUCAAGAGACGAUUGAUGUGUUCCUUUCUCAUGGGUUGGUUUUUAAAUUGCCGUUUGAAGUCUUGACAUUUCUCCAUCGAUACCAAGAAAACUUUGUAACUGCUUUUGAAACUGCCAUAAAAGGUCACAUUUUUAUUAUUUA